Molecule: messenger RNA, 1174 nt
Organism: Rhipicephalus microplus (southern cattle tick)
Lineage: Eukaryota; Metazoa; Arthropoda; Arachnida; Ixodida; Ixodidae
Biological process (GO): regulation of transcription by RNA polymerase II
Cellular component (GO): transcription regulator complex; nucleus
Source: RefSeq, a predicted model, not a curated record
AGCGUGUAUCCACACGACGGACCAAAUCCGUCUUUUCCGCGGCGGACGGCGCGUCACGUGACCCCACGUCACGGAUUUCCGCCAUCCGUGCCGCGUCCGCGGACGUCGCGGACGGAAAAUGCCACGCUCUUUUUCGCAAACGGAUUCCCGCGGAAAAACACGACAAAUUUAGCGGAGGACGCCAAUACUAGUGUGGCAACAAGCGCUUAUUUUUCUGUUUCUCGUGUGGUUUCGUAAAUUUAGCCGACGAAGUUAUAAGGGUCUGGCAACAGGCACGUUUUUUUUUUUCUGCUCGUCUUGUUUGGGUUUUUGCGUGGGAAGUACGUUCGACGCACACUACCGCAAACAACUCCAACUAUGAACUUGAGCGACGACGCAACUUUUUUUCUGCUGCGCCUUGUUGAGCAGUUCCCCGCAUUGUGGGAUAUGACACUCGCCGAGUACGCGGACACAACAGUGAAGGAGAGUAUAUGGGAACGCAUAGCGAAGGAAAUGAACGAGGAGUGGCCUGCGUACGGGCCGUACGAUGCCAAAGCCCUUCGGCGCUUCUUUGACAAUAAGAGACGCACAUACCGGUUGGAGAAGAAGAAAGUAGAAUCCACAAAGAGUGGAAUGCCAAGCUCGGACGUUUAUAAAGGUCGCUGGCGCUUUUAUAAUUCACUCAGGUUUUUGGAUGCUUCAAAAGUGACCUGUUGGCGUUCUGUGAGCACUGAUGCAUGCCAAGCUGCGGCGGAGACCAUGAAGGUACGACCAGACAUUGAUGAUCCUUCACAAACCUCAGACGAUGCAGCUGCAGCGACUGACGACCAAAACAUUACCGUGGACGACCCAAUUGCGGGCAAGGCACUCUCUGCAAUGUCCCGCCAAGGAACACAGAAGAAAAGGCGCCGAUCUCCCCAUCGUUUAGAUGAAAUAUUGGCCCAACGGCAAACUGUGUUGGAAAAAAUAGCUGCAAGCGUAGGCCAACCAGCGAGUACCACACAGCAGGAAGAUGAUAUCGACUAUUUUGGUAAAGUUGUUGCUGCACACAUGCGCGAGGUUCCGAAGGAUAAGCUGAUCCCAUGCCAGAAGGCUAUCUUAAGCGCACUUGAAAUCUACAUCAACAAAAGCGAGUAAGAAAGCUCAACAGAUCUCAUUUAAUAUUGCCAGUUAAUAAAUCGUUGCUUACCUCCAG